UAGUUUUCAAAAAUAAUUAAAUUUCAAAUUCAAAAAUUAAUUAAUUAAUUAAUGAAUCAAAAUCAUUCAAUCAAAGUUGGCUAUGUUUAUUCACGUGAACUAUUAUCGGUGUCAAAUCAAUUGCCACCAGUUAAAGGAAGGGCUAUUCUCGUACAUCAAUUGAUUGGUGCUUAUCAUUUGUUCGAUAAUUGUUAUCGUGUACAAGUGGAUCAACCAUUGGAUGAAAAUCAACUGCGUAAAUUUCAUUCAAUUGAAUUUUUGAAUUAUUUACGACAAAUUUCGAUAGAUUCAGAUAAAAUGGAUGAUGAUGAUGAAAAUGAUCAAUUUGGUCUCAAUUAUGAUUGUCCACCAUUUUCCGACAUGUUCAAAACGAUCGGAUAUUUAGCAGCAUCAAGUAUAGCUGCUGCUAAUGCCAUCAUUAGCGGACAAUGUUCAAUCGUUCUUAAUUGGUUUGGUGGAUGGCAUCAUGGCCAUCGUGAUGAAGCUUCGGGAUUUUGUUACACAAACGAUAUUGUAUUCGCUAUACUAACAUUUCUUGAGAAUGGAUUCGACAAAAUAUUGUACAUUGAUUUAGAUUUACAUCACGGUAAUGGUGUUGAACAGGCAUUUGUACAUACGAACAAAGUUUUGUGUUUAUCAUUACAUAAAUAUGAAUUUGGUUUUUUCCCGGACACUGGUCACAUCAAUGAUAUCGGUUUAUUUCGAGGCAAAUAUCAUUCAAUAAACAUGCCACUUCGAAACGGUAUCAAUGAUGAUCAAUAUAUUGAAAUAUUUGAUAAGAUAAUCAACAGGCUAAUACCAAAAUAUCAACCUCAAGUUAUCAUUUGUCAAUGUGGUGCUGAUGGUCUAAGCGGUGAUCGAAUGAAAUCAUUUAAUCUCACAUCUCGUACAUAUUUACAUUGUAUCGAAAAAUUAUUAGAAAUUCGAUUGCCAUUGCUUAUAUUAGGUGGUGGUGGUUAUCAUCACACAAAUACGGCUAAAUUAUGGACAUUAAUAACAGCCAAAGUUUUUGGCCAAAAAUUGAAUCCAAAUAUACCGGAUCAUGAAUUCUUUCUUUAUUAUGGACCUGAUUAUGAUCUAUCGAUAACAGAAUCAAUGUUACCGAAUGAAAAUGAUCCAGAAGAAUAUAAUGAAAAAUUGAAAAUUAUCUUGACGAAUAUUGAAAAAAUUCCGGCUUUCGUUCCAUUACGACCGACACCUGAUCCGAACAAUAAUGGAUCAUGGAUCGAUAAAUUUAAAAAUUUAAUCAACGUUUUAGAAAAAAAUCGUGGUGAAGAUGCCAUGUCCAUGGUGUUAUCAAUUUUAACGGCAAUCGGCGUCACAAACGUGGCAAUCUAUACAGCAUUCGGAAUGUUUUCUUGGCCUGUCAGCCUAAUAAAAGGAACAAAAAGUGCACGAACGCAGCUACAAGAUAUUGAAGAUCGUCAUCUCAAUAAUUCUUUCAAUAUAAAUAGUUUGAGAGAAAAAUUACGAACGACCGGACAUUUAACCGAACGGGAAAUGAAUCGAUUGCGAAGUUUAGAAGAACAGGAACGAAUGACUUCUCUUGAAGAAUCAUAUGUAAUUGAAUAUCGUGAAAGUUAUUUCUAUCGAUUACGAUUUUUAUUCAGACCGAUUCAAAUAUUUUUCGGUACCAUUAUUUUAUUGAUAUCGAUUUUAGUAUGGAUCUCAUUAUUGAUUACAAAUGUAGACAAAGCUUUUCAUUCGUUGGGUAUGCAUAUGGGCUAUGCAUUGGUCAAUUCAACAUUUCCAAAUCCGAUCAAUUUUAUUCUAUCCGAACUACAAACCGUUUAUCCAUUAGAUUACAUUCUAAUUCUGAUUCUCAGUUUUUCAUUAGUUAUGUACACCAUAUCAGGUUUUAAACAUAUUGGAAUCAGAUUUUUAUGUAUCAAGUUAUACAAAAUCAAACCAAGAAAAACAGCACCACAAGCUAUAUUGUUAUUGUUCGCAUUGAUCAUGUUGGCUAUACUUGGCAUCAAUGUUCUCUUCUAUUCGGCUUUUCCACAAUAUGCUACAUAUGGUCGACAAUUUUAUGAAGAUGUUUCAGCUAAUCAAACGUUGACUAAAAUCUGUACUUUGGAUUCACCAAAAGAUUCAUGCACAAUGACACGAAUGAGUGCAUUGUUAUUACGAUUCUUUUACAAAGCCUGGUUUUUCGGUGCUUAUUAUUAUUGGAUGAUGUGGACUUUUUUGAUCGUUUCACUUUGUUCAUUCAUUUAUGUUUCAUUACGACCAAAACAGACGGUUACCCAAGGAUUAUUGGAAAAUGAUUUCGAAAAUGAGGAUGCUUGAUCAUAAUCAUAAUAUUUUCAUUCACUUUUCAUUAAUUCAUGAUUAUGAACUUUCAAUAAAUUUUGAUUUGACGAGUAUAUCAUCAUCAUUUGAAUAAUAAAAACUUAUAACCAUGUAAAAUAUGAAAUG
This is a messenger RNA of Dermatophagoides farinae (American house dust mite), 2421 nucleotides long. Its product is annotated as histone deacetylase 8. Gene Ontology annotation, molecular function: histone deacetylase activity. Gene Ontology annotation, biological process: heterochromatin formation. The record is from RefSeq and is a predicted model, not a curated record. NCBI's taxonomy places the organism in Eukaryota, Metazoa, Arthropoda, Arachnida, Sarcoptiformes, Pyroglyphidae.